AUGUUAUCAGAGUAGAAUAUCCUUAAAUCUCUAGAUCAUGCAAACAUUGUGAGUGAUUUUGAAUUUUUUCAAGAAGUUGAGCAAUAUAUUGUUGUAACAGAAUGUCUUCCAAAAGGGGAAUUAUUUGAAACAAUAAAAAAACUCUAAAUUUUUAGUGAAAGAAUGGCAGCUGACUAUAUUAAAUAAAUUUUAUAGACAGUUAGUUACUGUCAUGAAAAAUAAUUGUCGAUAGAGAUUUUGAAACCAAAAAACAUUCUAUUAAGUGAAUAAGGAGAAGAAAUUAAAGUGAUAGACUUUGGAACUUCUUGA
Molecule: messenger RNA, 309 nt
Organism: Paramecium tetraurelia
Lineage: Eukaryota; Ciliophora; Oligohymenophorea; Peniculida; Parameciidae
Exons: 3
Biological process (GO): protein autophosphorylation; intracellular signal transduction; peptidyl-serine phosphorylation
Cellular component (GO): nucleus; cytoplasm
Molecular function (GO): calcium/calmodulin-dependent protein kinase activity; calmodulin binding; calcium-dependent protein serine/threonine kinase activity
Source: RefSeq, a predicted model, not a curated record